AUGUGCAAAGAAUGGAGCAUUGUUGAACUGCAAGGCGAGGUGGAACCACAGCCUGGUUUUGAGGUUUCCCUCCCCAACCUUAAAAUUGGCACUCUCUGCCGUCCUUCUUCUCAGGAAGUGUACACUUUCACUGUUGGGUACCAUGAAUUGACUGGAUCCAAGGUUCUUAAGAAAGUAAAGCAACCGCAUGGAGGUCGACAUCGGAUUCUGUUCAAGAACAUACCAAAAGCCAUCAUUUCUAAGCCACAGAUAACAUUCAAGGAAAGACAAAAGCCUAUCAAGUUAGGCUCUGUACCUUCAAAUUAA
This is a messenger RNA of Gastrolobium bilobum, 306 nucleotides long. RefSeq lists its product as uncharacterized. The record is from RefSeq and is a predicted model, not a curated record. NCBI's taxonomy places the organism in Eukaryota, Viridiplantae, Streptophyta, Magnoliopsida, Fabales, Fabaceae.